Molecule: messenger RNA, 2173 nt
Organism: Alligator sinensis (Chinese alligator)
Lineage: Eukaryota; Metazoa; Chordata; Crocodylia; Alligatoridae
Gene: TSR1
Product: TSR1, ribosome maturation factor
Exons: 13
Biological process (GO): endonucleolytic cleavage of tricistronic rRNA transcript (SSU-rRNA, 5.8S rRNA, LSU-rRNA); maturation of SSU-rRNA from tricistronic rRNA transcript (SSU-rRNA, 5.8S rRNA, LSU-rRNA); ribosome biogenesis
Cellular component (GO): preribosome, small subunit precursor; nucleus
Molecular function (GO): GTP binding; GTPase activity; U3 snoRNA binding
Source: RefSeq, a predicted model, not a curated record
UUGGCGCCCGCCGGGGACUUCCACACGGUGCUAGACCUGGCCAAGGUUGCAGACUCGCUGCUGUUCGUGCUGCACCUGGAGGACGGCUGGGACAGCGCGGGGGAGAACUGCCUCUCUUGCCUUUUCGCACAGGGGCUCCCCAGCUGCGCUCUUGCUGUCCAGGGAAUGGCUGAUCUUCCACCAAAGAAGCAGACAGAGGCUAAGAAGAAGCUGAGCAAAGCCAUUGAAAAGCGAUUCCCAGAGGCAAAGCUUUUCCCCUUGAACACAGAGCAGGAAUCUUUGCUGCUGCUGAGGCAUCUGGCUGCCCAGAAGCAGCGGCACCUUGCUUUCCGUGACAGGCGGGCUUACCUGCUUGCCCAUGCCGCUGAGUUUGUGCCCAGCCAGGAAAGCGACCUGGUUGGCACCUUGAAAGUAUCUGGCUUCAUUCGGGGACAGCCCCUCAACGCGAACAGCCUUGUGCACAUCGUGGGACAGGGAGACUUCCAGAUGAGUCAGGUUGAUGCGCCUCCAGACCCUCUGUGUCUCAACCCCCGAGCGGCUAAACGUCCAGAGAGGAAGGGCCAGGAUAUGGAAAUACAGGAUGAGCCUGGAAACAGUGCUGUCCAGAUGGAGGAGGACGUGAAGGUCUUGAUGAAGGCGGAUCCUAGCAGGCAAGAGCUGCUGCAGUCGGAGGUGGUUCCGGACCCCAUGGAGGGAGAGCAGACCUGGCCUACUGAGGAGGAGCUGAAGGAGGCAGAGGAGGCUGUAAAGGAGAGAAGGAAGACAGUGAAGGUCCCCAAGGGAACGUCGAAGUACCAGGCUGCCUGGAUUGUGGAUGACGAAGAAGAUGGCAGUGAGGAAGAUGAAGAUGGUGACAGCAUGGAGGAGGAUGACUUGAUGGAGGAAGAGGCUUUUCAGGAUGGGGAGAGCAGUGAGGAGGAGGAGGAGGAGCCCGUGGAGGACGAGUGCGAGACCAUGACUCUGCCAGAGUCUGCCCGUGACGACCAGUAUGACGAGAGGGUGGAGGAGGAUGAGCAGGUGCUGGAGAAGUACAGGCAGGAGCGAACAGAUGAAAUGUUCCCAGACGAGGUGGACACGCCCCGUGACAUGCCUGCCAGAGUCCGCUUCCAGAAGUACAGGGGGCUCAAGAGCUUCCGGACCUCACCAUGGGAUCCCAAAGAAAACCUCCCCAGGGAUUACGCCAGGAUCUUCCAGUUCCAGGACUUCUCCCGAACCAGGAAGCAUGUCUUCCGGCAGUUGGAGAAGGAAGAGAUCGAUGGAGCUGCGGUUGGCUGGUACGUGACACUUCACAUCUCCAGUGUUCCUGUGUCCGUAAUGGAGAGUUUCAGGCAGGGGAAGCCAUUGGUCCUAUUCUCACUGCUUCCCCACGAGCAGAAGAUGUCCGUGUUGCACUUCCUGGUGAGACGGCACCCAGGCAACGUGGAGCCAGUGAAGGCCAAGGAGGAGCUGAUCUUCCACUGUGGGUUCAGGCGCUUCCGGGCCUCGGCCCUGUACUCCCAGCACACCUCAGCUGAGAAGCACAAAGCAGAGCGCUUCCUGAGGCCUGACACUGCCCUGGUGGUGACAGUUUAUGCUCCCAUCACCUUCCCACCCGCCUUGGUGCUGCUGUUCAAGCAGAGGAGGAAUGGUACUCACCUGCUGCCUGGAUCAGUGGCCCUAGCGACCCAUCCCCCUGGUUGUGGCCCUGGGGUGGGGGUGGGCCGAGCCCCUCGAGUGUUAGGUUGUCUAACACCUCUGCCCGGGGCAGGAAUGGAAGACCUCCUGCGGUACAUGUUCUUUAACAGAGAGGAUGUGCUGUGGUUUAAGCCUGUUGAGCUGAGAACAAAAUGGGGCCGCAGGGGACACGUCAAGGAGCCACUAGGGACCCAUGGCCACAUGAAGUGCCACUUUGAUGGACAGCUGAAGUCCCAGGACACGGUGCUGAUGAACCUGUACAAACGCGUCUUUCCCAAGUGGAUGUAUGACCCGCAUGUGCCAGGGCCAGUGCCGUGGGUGAGAAACGAGGAGCCUGCCCCCGUGCCAGAGGUGGACAUGGAGUAGCUCUUCAGAACCUGCGUCCAGGAUUCCCGAGGAGUCUCCUGGGUGCAGGCGUGCGUUAGCGUAGUGCCUUCCCACGCUGCUGCAGCCUCCGUGGUAUUUAUUUCAAUGGCAAAUAUAUUGUGCAGCCUACAGA